Geodia barretti is the source of this 858-nucleotide messenger RNA. The record is from the annotation of a GenBank genome assembly. Lineage: Eukaryota; Metazoa; Porifera; Demospongiae; Tetractinellida; Geodiidae.
AUGUCAUCGUUUCUCUCCGAGUAUGGCUUGACAUCACAAGAAGGAAUUGCACUGAUGUGUCUGGCUGAGGCUCUUUUGCGAGUGCCCGACACCACCACAAUUGACACUCUGAUCAGCGACAAGAUUUCUGCAGCACAUUGGGGAAAGCAUCUUGGGCAUUCAAGCUCAUCCUUAGUCAACGCCUCAACGUGGACAUUGUUACUGACCGGCAAGAUUCUGAAAGAAGCAGAUGUCGGCGAUGUCGCAGACACACUUCGACGCAUCGUAAAAAGACUCGGAGAGCCCGUGGUCAGAGUGGUUGUCGCACAAGCAAUCCGAAGGAUUGCGGAUCAAUUCAUCCUUGGAACGACGAUCGAAUCUGCGACUGAGCGGGGCGAAGGACUUGUACGCAAAGGCUAUGGAUACUCUUAUGACAUGCUGGGUGAGUCGGCCCUGACAGCCGAUGAUGCAAGGCGUUACUGGUCCUCCUAUUUUCAGGCCAUUGAGUUCAUAGCAAGCAAAUGCAACUCCGACAAUUUCUGGGAAAAUCCUGGAAUUUCCGUCAAGCUGUCGGCACUUCACCCCCGAUAUCAGUCAACACAAAGAGAAUUUAUAUUAGAUGAGCUGGUUGACUCCGUUCUGUCGCUCGCACAGCUUGCGAAGAAAGCGAACAUGGGAUUCAACAUUGAUGCGGAAGAGGCAGACACGCUGGACCUGUCUUUGGAAGUCAUCAAGAGGACUCUAUCCAAUCCGUCCCUGAAAGGCUGGCAUGGAUUUGGGGCUGUUGUUCAGGCAUACAGUCCGAGCGCACGCUUUGUCAUCGACUGCCUAUAUGGUCUUGCCGAGAAGUUGAUCGUAGAAUCAUGCUGCGACUUGUAA